UUUUAUUUCAAAUGGUUUUAAUGUUUGUUUUAUAGUCAUUGAGGCUAAUUACCAAAGGUUAAUAAAUCUAAAACGUUGUAAAAGAAAAUGCUGAGAGAAUAAGGAAUCCACUUUAAGUUAAAGAUGCAAAGACUUUAGAAUUUUAAAUGAUGUUCAAUCUAAAGAGAUUUAUGUUAGGUAGCCUCAUAACAUUAAUUGCAUAAAAGAAGAUAUUAUUAUAAGAAUCAAAGUGCAUGCAGUCAUUAAAUUAGUAGAAGGCUUGAU
Molecule: messenger RNA, 264 nt
Organism: Paramecium octaurelia
Lineage: Eukaryota; Ciliophora; Oligohymenophorea; Peniculida; Parameciidae
Source: the annotation of a GenBank genome assembly